This is a messenger RNA of Prorocentrum cordatum, 405 nucleotides long. NCBI's taxonomy places the organism in Eukaryota, Dinophyceae, Prorocentrales, Prorocentraceae. The record is from the annotation of a GenBank genome assembly.
AUGAACUGCGUAGCCGCGGCGUGCCGGUCAUGUUCCUCGCAAGUCAUUUCAACCAUUCUACAUCCUGCGUCCGACCAAAUGCGCAAGAACUCCGUGCAAAUGACCGCGCCUCUCGGGCUCGAUAUGCGCACCUUCUCGUACACGAAGGGCAAGUUUUGCCAGCCGUCCUUUCCGGACUGGGGGCCAAACAUCGGGUGCGUGCAGAGGAUGUCGGCCGACGAAGGCAUCUCCUCGAGCAGCAAGCUCUUGGGAUACUCUUUGACGGAGAGAACGUCGACCACCAGCCUGCCUGCAAGCGCCUCCUUCGGGAACUUCUCAAGGACCUUCGCCGUGGACAAGACGGAGGUGCAGAAUAUGACGACGUGCGGGUCGUUCUCGAGCGCCACGUUGAUGUCGCGCGUGUAG